Paramacrobiotus metropolitanus is the source of this 2700-nucleotide messenger RNA. RefSeq names its product luc7-like protein 3. Gene Ontology annotation, biological process: mRNA splice site recognition. Gene Ontology annotation, cellular component: U2-type prespliceosome; U1 snRNP. The transcript has 9 exons. Gene Ontology annotation, molecular function: mRNA binding. The record is from RefSeq and is a predicted model, not a curated record. NCBI's taxonomy places the organism in Eukaryota, Metazoa, Tardigrada, Eutardigrada, Parachela, Macrobiotidae. Bases 536 to 1786 code for a protein of 416 amino acids.
UGGGAGCGAUUUGGUAGCGGUGGAUACCGCGCAACGGCUGUCUCCUCUGUACGGCGCUCGGAUUUGGACACCUAUGUAUAUGCGCCUAUCGCUUCCCGUUUUAUGACUUUUAUCAAGCCGCUGAAGUGUGAGCGAGUACUUGAUAAUUAUCGACCUGGCUAAGAGUGUAGUGUAGUGGAACUGAAAACAGUGUUGCUUAACUUGCUUUAUCGUUUAAAAUAUUGCUUUUCUGGAGGUGUGCAUUGAUAAAGUACUUAUAUGUAAACAGAAACCUACCGAUCCACUUCUGGUGGUAACACCCUGUCUCACUACUUUGUUGUGUGGGAAUUGUUUCUUACGCUUGCUCCUCUUCGGAGUCUUCGCCUGUGAUUACCGUUGUUUUGGUUUCUUGGAUACGCUACAACUUCCAGUUGUCGCUUUGCUUUAUGAUUAUUCAUGAGACGGUUGUAAACUUGGUUACAAGUGUGGUCCACGAAGCGUGGACUGAAUCGUUAACAAGUGCCUACUAGUACUAGUUCGGUGCGAAAAUCUGAAAAUGGCGCGAGAUUUCAUGGCACAAAUGCUGGAUGAACUCAUGGGCCGGAACAGAAACGCUGCUCCUAAUGAACGCAAGGAAUUACGAUGGGAUGAUGAAUCUGUUUGCAAGCAUUUUUUGGCGAACUAUUGCCCUAACGAGCUUUUCACCAAUACUAAAGCUGAUUUGGGUAUUUGCAAGCUUCUGCACGACGAAGAGAUGAAGAAGAGAUACCAGAGUGAUCGAAAAAAAGGCACAAUGGGAUAUGAAUCUGAUUUCUUUCAUUUUUUGCGCACAAUGGUUCAAGACGUUGAUCGGCGUAUUGAUCGGGGAAAAGACCGUCUAGAAGCCACAAAACAAGUCUCGGCCACCAAUACUGGUACGAAGUAUGACGAUAAAGUGAAAGAUUUGUCCCAAAAAAUCGAGGAUUUGGUUCAAGAAGCUGAACGUUUGGGAACCGUGGGGCGAGUGGAAGAAGCCCAGUCAAAAUUGCGACAGUCAGACCAAUUGCGUAAAGAUCUGGAUGGUUUGAAAGCGACGCUGGAGUUGGCUGUACAGCAAGAGAAACAGCUGGAAGUGUGUCAGACGUGUGGGGCAUUCUUGAUUGUCGGAGAUGCACAGCAGCGCAUUGACGAUCACCUGGCCGGCAAACAGCAUGUUGGCUACGCAAAGAUCCGUCAAACUUUGAAAGAUGAAGAGGACCGGGUUCAGAAGGAACUGGAAGACCGGCGCAAAGAGCGUGAACAUCGUCAUGAAGACCGUGGAAAUAGUCGUGGCCGCAGUGAGAAACGUGAUGAGCGAUCCAGUAAAAAUGGUCGAGAUCGCAGCCGUGACAAGUCGAAACGAUCGGAUUCUCGUGAGCGUCGACGACGCAGCAGCAGUCGUGACCGGAAUCGUCGACGUUCUCGCUCCCGUAGUAAUAGCCGCAGGAAGGUGGACAGCGGGCGACGCCGCAGUCGUAGUCGCUCCAAAGAUCGGCGUGAAAAGCGAGACUCCAAGCAACGCUCACGUUCUAGGGAUUCCAAACGGCGUCGAUCUCAUUCGCGCAGCAAAGAUGAUAAAAAACGGCGUUCACGAUCUCGAGAGGAAAAGGAUCGUCGACGUCACCGAGAUGGUUCCGUUUCCUCAAAUAAAUCAAAGACGUCGAACUCGAAGCAGGAUAUUGCUGCUCCCAACAAUGUGGAAGCUCAGUUGGAAAACACCUCACCCGUCUUGGAUGCCAUCGAGCUGCCGAAAGGUAACACUCCGUCCGAAAUGCAGACGGAUGAGUGAGUACGUGUCGGUCGGUGAGAUGACGCCCUGAAUGCAUGCACGGUAAGUUGUGGAUUCUUUCCUUACUAAAAUCGACCAUCUGGAGCAACGUUUCCGCUUCCAGUGUACAGGAAUCAGAAGACGAUUGAUUGCUCAUUGCUAUUGUGAUUCACGAUUCUGUGAUAAUAUGGAGGUACAUUUAAGUCUUUAAAGUCAUAGUCAUUUUAAAUAACGCUGCCCCGCGAAAUCCUUAGUGGAAUUUUAAUAAAGGUUUUUUCUGUGUUUGAGUUAUUCUGAUGAAUAAGGACUGUCAUUCUUGCCUAUAAUAAUAUUUGGCUGAUUGGGUGCCGUAACAGCGUUAGAAGUAGUGAUUUGGGGACCAUUUUAUUGUACACCAUAGCUGCUUAUUUGAUCAGUGUUUGCGAUAACCUGGAUUUCGAAAAGUUCACAGGAAAUAUUUCGAAGUUAUUUUUGCAAGUACUGUAGUAAAUAGUGUCAUAAUUUCUCAUUCGUAUUCUUUCAGUAUAGCCAUGCGGGUGAAUGUAGUUCAAUGUUUCAUAAAAGGGACAUUACUUUAGUAUGUUCUUAUUAAAAAUUGCUUUUUGCAUUUGUUUCAGUGCGGUAUCUCAAGUAUGUUCCGGGUGAAGACGUAAUCAUGACAUCUGUUUCUUGCAGUUCCUCUGAGAAACGUAUUGUUUGGUUUGCAGGCCUAAAGAGAAACGUGAGGGUGUGCACGCUUCACGCGAUAUAUGGACAAACCUGUCAACUGUUUUUUUUAUGUAUGGAUAUGCUACGUACAUCGCUCUUACGUUGUUCUGACUUAACAAUAUAGAUUUUGCACUUUGAUUCUGGUUCUGGGUACAAAAGUAUUCUCUUGUUCUUAAAAUCUUGAACAAUAUUAAUGCAACGGUGAAUAAACAUUUUUUAUUCCAAAA